Nanorana parkeri is the source of this 1937-nucleotide messenger RNA. It is a transcript of the gene CCT3, whose product is annotated as chaperonin containing TCP1 subunit 3. NCBI's taxonomy places the organism in Eukaryota, Metazoa, Chordata, Amphibia, Anura, Dicroglossidae. The coding region runs from base 118 to 1752 and encodes 544 amino acids. The transcript is spliced from 14 exons. The record is from RefSeq and is a predicted model, not a curated record. Gene Ontology annotation, molecular function: ATP-dependent protein folding chaperone; ATP hydrolysis activity; ATP binding. Gene Ontology annotation, cellular component: chaperonin-containing T-complex. Gene Ontology annotation, biological process: protein folding.
GUGGGUGUGAUUGGCUGAGACGGCGGCAUCGAGCUGUUAGUGUGUGCUCGGCGACUAAGGCUCUUUCUUUCUCCAGAAGAUUCUCCGGGCUGACUGUAAUCCUUGCUACCUGCCACCAUGAUGGGCCGCCCGGUACUCGUGCUGAGCCAGAAUAUGAAGAGAGAGUCUGGCAGGAAGGUCCAGACUGGGAAUAUCAAAGCGGCCAAGACCAUCGCUGAUAUCAUCCGGACCUGCCUGGGGCCCCGAGCUAUGAUGAAGAUGCUGCUGGACCCAAUGGGCGGGAUUGUAAUGACCAACGACGGGAACGCCAUUCUCAGAGAAAUUCAGGUGCAGCACCCCGCCGCCAAAUCCAUGAUUGAGAUCAGCCGCACCCAGGAUGAGGAGGUGGGAGACGGGACCACAUCUGUCAUCAUUCUGGCUGGAGAGAUGCUGUCAGUCGCCGAGCAAUUCCUGGAGCAGCAGAUGCAUCCAACUAUUAUUAUCAGCGCCUACCGCAAGGCCCUGGAUGAUAUGAUCGACAAUCUGAAGGAGAUCAGCACCCCUGUUGACACAAAUGACCGCAAUCUGAUGCUGAAGAUCAUCAACAGUGCCAUUAACACCAAGGCCAUCAAACGCUGGGCGGACAUGGCCUGCAACAUCGCUCUGGAUGCCGUCAAGACUGUGGAGUUAGAGGAGAACGGACGCAAAGAGAUCGACAUCAAGAAGUACGCCAAGGUGGAGAAGAUUCCAGGCGGCAUCAUUGAAGAGUCCCAAGUUCUGCGCGGCGUCAUGGUGAACAAAGACGUCACACACCCAAAGAUGAAACGGAUGAUCAAGAACCCCCGUAUCAUCCUCCUGGACUGUUCCCUGGAGUAUAAGAAAGGAGAGAGCCAGACAGAGAUCGAGAUCACCAAGGAGGAGGACUUUUCACGAAUCCUGCAGCUAGAGGAGGAGUACAUCCAGCAGAUCUGCGAGGAUAUCAUCAGACUGAAGCCGGAUGUGAUCAUCACAGAGAAGGGAAUAUCUGACCUUGCUCAACAUUUCCUGGUGAAAGCCAAUAUCACCGCCAUCCGCAGAGUCCGCAAGACCGACAACAACAGAAUAGCCAGGGCCUGUGGAGCUCGCAUUGCCAGCCGCACGGAUGAGUUGCGAGAGGAGGACGUGGGAACGGGUGCCGGGCUAUUCGAGAUCAAGAAGAUCGGUGACGAGUACUUCACCUUUAUCACAGAAUGCAAAGACCCAAAGGCCUGCACUAUCAUCCUGCGUGGGGCUAGCAAGGAAAUUCUUGCGGAGGUGGAGCGCAACCUGCAGGACGCCAUGCAGGUCUGUCGCAACGUAAUGAUCGACCCAUACCUGGUCCCGGGAGGGGGAGCAUCAGAGAUGGCCGUGGCAUAUGUCCUCACAGAGAAGUCCAAGACCAUGACUGGGAUUGAGCAGUGGCCAUACCGUGCUGUGUCCCAGGCCCUCGAGGUCAUUCCACGAACACUGAUCCAGAACUGCGGAGCCAGCACUAUCCGGGUGCUAACCUCUCUAAGGGCAAAGCACACCCAGGAGGGCUUUCAGACUUGGGGUGUGGAUGGAGAGGCCGGCGUCUUGGCGGAUAUGAAGGACCUAGGAAUCUGGGAGCCGCUGGCAGUGAAACUGCAGACUUACAAGACUGCAGUAGAGACCGCCAUCUUACUUCUCCGCAUUGAUGACAUCGUAUCCGGCCUCAAGAAGAAGGGAGAAGAUCACGGUAAGGCCACACCGGCCCCAGAGAACCCCCAGGAAUGAAGACAGCACGGGUGGCCGGUCACAUGACUUGGUAGACCCACCUGGAAGCGGAUGCAGCACUUGAGCAGACCAUGCGGACGGGCGUCCCGACAUUUCAGCGUAUACUCUGGUCAUGCAGCAGAAGUUGUUUUGUAUUUAUUACUGUUUGAGUUUGGGGGAACAUGGCGCUAGCUGGGGGGGCCAGG